Molecule: messenger RNA, 911 nt
Organism: Pyrus x bretschneideri (Chinese white pear)
Lineage: Eukaryota; Viridiplantae; Streptophyta; Magnoliopsida; Rosales; Rosaceae
Product: 60S ribosomal protein L6-3-like
Exons: 4
Coding region: 100-798 (232 amino acids)
Biological process (GO): cytoplasmic translation; ribosomal large subunit assembly
Cellular component (GO): cytosolic large ribosomal subunit; ribosome
Molecular function (GO): structural constituent of ribosome; RNA binding
Source: RefSeq, a predicted model, not a curated record
CACGAUCCCUUUUUAACAGGUCUAACUCUAACCAACUAUAGUUGGCGAGCGACUGAUUAGAAGAGAGAGAAUCUUCACCUUCACCUCCGAGUGUUAGCGAUGGCGUCGGAGCGGAGGAUUUCAAAGGUGGUCAGAAACCCAAAUCUGAUCAGAAAAAUUCGGAAACAAUCGAGGUCCAAGACGUACCACAAGCGAGGGCUUUGGGCUAUCAAGGCCAAGAACGGUGGCGUUUUCCCCCGCCACGACAAGAAGGCCGAGGCCGAGGCCCCGGCUGUCAAGCGCCCCAAGUUUUAUCCCGCCGAUGAUGUUAAGAAGCCUCUCGUCAACAAGCGCAAUGCCAAGCCCACAAAGCUCAGGGCUAGCAUUACUCCAGGUACUGUGUUGAUCAUUCUUGCCGGGAGGUUCAUGGGAAAGAGGGUUGUGUUUCUGAAGCAGCUUUCAUCUGGCUUGCUGUUGGUCACUGGACCAUUCAAGAUUAACGGUGUUCCUCUAAGACGUGUGAACCAGUCUUACGUGAUUGGAGCUCAGACUAAGAUUGACAUCUCUAAGGUUAAUGCGGUUAAGUUUGAUGACAAGUAUUUUGCAAAGGAAGUCCAGAAGAAAAAGAGAAGGGGAGAAGGCGAAUUCUUUGAAGCGGAGGAGGACGAGAAUGUACUUCCCCAGGAGAAAAAAGAUGACCAGAAGGCUGUUGAUACACCCUUGAUUAGAUGCAUCAACAGAAUUGCCUAUAUGAAGGAGUAUUUAGCUGCAAGGUUUUCUCUCAAGCAAGGCAUGAAGCCUCAUGAGCUUGUUUUCUAGAGACGAAGCCAAAAAGUAUAUCCUACAAAUGUUCCAUUUGUGUUUGAACUCGAUUUAGUGGUUGUAAUCUUUAAGUUCUAUUUGCAAUUGACAUAUAAUCAGAUUUUGCUUCA